UCCCGCGCCCUAUUUGGGCAUUUGGGGGGCCGGCGGCGGGAGGCGACGCGGAGCCGGCGCCCGUGCGCAGAGGGGCCGCUCUGUGGCGCCGCGGACGCUCGGUCGGGGAGCCGCGAGGCCGCCGCGUCCUGCCCUCGGAACAAUGGGAAUCGGCGCGCGCGGCGCCUGGGCCGCGCUGAUCCUGGGCGCGCUGCUGGUGCUGGCGCUGCUGAAGGCCGCCGUGGACAGCCCGGGCCCGGACGGAUCUCUAAACGCACAGAAUUUGGUGCCUUCAGGAAACCACAGUGCUAACCCAACAGAGAAUGUCACCACUGUGACCUCCAACCAUACGAGCCAUCCCACCAGCACUGUGAGACAGCCGACGAACCCACAGUCUUCCACAUCUAAGACUGAGACAGUCACGGCCUUGAUGUCCACGGCAACAGCUAAAAUCACAACACCCACAGGCUCCGCAAACAGGACCAACAGCAGCUCAGUUUCACAGAACGCAACCCAGACGAUGCCGUCCACAGUGAGCACCACCGCCCGCAACAGCUCGGCCACGUCCGCUUCUUCAUCCGUAACGAUCACACCAACUAUUAAUUCUAAAGGAAAUCCAGGAUCAAAAUUUGACAUUGGCAGCUUUCUUGGCGGUAUCGUGUUAACACUGGGGGUUCUGUCGAUUCUUUACAUCGGAUGCAGAACGUACUAUUCGAGAAGAGGCAUUCGGUACAGAACCAUUGAUGAACAUGAUGCCAUCAUUUAAGGAAACCCAAGGACCCAUGGAAAGAAGAUUGAUAACAACCCUAUCAAUUAACUUUAGUUAUUCUUGAAUACACAGGCCAUGCAUAUAAUGUACUAUAGAAACAUGUAGAUUCCUCACUGUUACUAAAGGUAAAAAGGGUUUGGUUUGGGUUUUUUAAAUGAGUAUUUGAAGCAUAUAGUUAAUGUUAAAAAACACCUAGUAAGACAAGUCCGCCCCUUCUGUGUGGCACUGGUCACACGGGGGAGUAACUGGAAGGCCUCCUCCCUGAAGGGCGCAGUGCCCUCUGAGCCCACAGAUACGGGCCUUGGGACCGUCACACAGCUUGUACAGCUGAGUACUGGGUUCAGAAACAAAAGGCACUGCCUUCAGGUCCUGCUAGAGAGCCUGGGUUCUUGUUACAACCUCUUUUGAGCUUUCAAUGGCAAUUCAGCUAAGUAUUUUUGCCUCUGUAAUUUCAGUAAACUGCAAUGUUGAACAAAGUUUUAAAGAUGGAGUUAGGUUUUUUGCUACUGCGAGACUACUGGAAAUUGCUUUAUUUCAUAUGCAACAGUUAAUUUUAUGUUUAGGGAAUAUUUUUAAGAGGUGUAGAGCUUCUUUCAGUAGCUAGGAUCCUGUAUGACGCAGUGUCAGCCUACCUACCUUACGCCCCCUUCUGCGAUUUCCAGACAACCUGUAGGGCUCUGUCCCUCAGCCCAGGGAGGACGGCCUCCGCCUGCAGGAGGCCAAUGCUGCAUUUUUAUACUAAAGAAAUCUUUGUAUUGGGAUUAAAUUCUUAAGUUUUUAAAACAAACUUUCCGGCCCCUUGUGUCCCGUGGAGGGGACUCGGCUGUCUUACGGUAACAGCACGGUGUUCGAGGGACACCCGUGUCCAUCAACAUCGGUCUGAGGGUUUGGCUUAUAGUUGAUACUACAGCAGCCAAAACUCAGGGUCAAGUUUGGCAAAAAAAAAAAAGUAUUUAGUCCUACUAAAUGACCAGCCAAUAUAGAAAUACUAUAUUAGAUGUCCUAAUGACACUGCUCUACAUUGAAUAGGACUUAAGUGUAACCUGUGAUCAGCUUUUCAUUUUCAGAGAAUGCCAAGAAUUUUUAUAUAAAAGUAUCAUUUCUACUCACUGUGCACUAGGGCCCACUGAGGUGAAGAGCGGGUGACAGGGCAGGUCUGAGGCGCACGGUGGGCCCCCAGUUUGCAGAGAGGUGGGCUGCUUAGUAACCUACAAUGCACCUGCCUGGUCUCGAACUGCUUUUAUGUCUUUGCAAAAUACACUUAUGCUACAGGUAUAUGCUUCUGUCUUAUGAUGGGGGCCUUUAAACUGAACUUCUUCCGUCUCUUGCUGGCUUUACUCCCGUCAGAACCUUGAAGCCAGGCCUGUUUCUGCAGCACGUGGAAGAAAUGUCUUUAAACCCCUUUCCAGCUGCCUAUGCUUUGGGUCUAAAAACUGCCUUCUCUGUCUGGAAGCUGGAUCUUCGUUCCUUCCCGCCCCCGCACAGAAACGCGGAAGUGGGGGCACGAACCACUGCUCCCCCAGGGCGCACAUUUCCUAAGCCUGUAAUUCAUGUCCUAAUUAUGUUUACUUCAGCAGAUACUCGCUUCUGUUUGCAUUCCUUGAGAAUGUAUUACUUGAAGAGCUCUUAGAAUCCAGUCUAGGACUUUAGAUGAUCCAAAACAGGAUUUCCCAUACAGAUAAAUGAGUGGGCAAUAUAUUAGUAAGAAUUUUGUAUUUUUCAGGAGAAACACUUUUAAAGCAAAUUUCUUUUUUUUAUUAUAAUGACCAGCUUUUGGUAUUCCAUUGUUACUGAGAUCUAUUUUUAGAAUAAAAUUUUGUUCUCCAUCUAAGA
Molecule: messenger RNA, 2581 nt
Organism: Zalophus californianus (California sea lion)
Lineage: Eukaryota; Metazoa; Chordata; Mammalia; Carnivora; Otariidae
Gene: TMEM123
Product: transmembrane protein 123
Exons: 5
Coding region: 143-745 (200 amino acids)
Cellular component (GO): cytoplasmic vesicle
Source: RefSeq, a predicted model, not a curated record